This is a messenger RNA of Biomphalaria glabrata, 1670 nucleotides long. Its product is annotated as beta-1,3-glucan-binding protein-like. Lineage: Eukaryota; Metazoa; Mollusca; Gastropoda; Planorbidae. The transcript is spliced from 13 exons. The record is from RefSeq and is a predicted model, not a curated record. Bases 234 to 1562 code for a protein of 442 amino acids. Gene Ontology annotation, molecular function: hydrolase activity, hydrolyzing O-glycosyl compounds. Gene Ontology annotation, biological process: carbohydrate metabolic process.
UUGAGGUCACAGAUGAAAACUCUUGAAAUAUUAGUGCCAAAACCAAUCGAUCGUUUCUUAAGAGAUUGCGUCAUUGUUGUGAGAAUCCCUGCUUGGUUUACAUGUGUGUGUAAUUUCCAGAGUGUCAAUUAGUUCAGGCUAGAAGGAAUUUUGACUUUGGCUUCUCGUCUGCUGAUGUUAUUGUUAUUACACAUGCAAGACGUGAACUUAAUGCCACCUGAACAUAAAGUACAAUGAGGAUUCUCUUCUGGACACUUGUCCACCUUGGUGUUGUACUGUCUAGUCAAGUCACCAUUGAAUACAACAAACCUGUCUUAAAGUUGACAUUACCUUCAUUAUUCACAUCAUCUGAUGUUGGCCACGUCAUUUUUCGGUACACCAUAGACAAUGUGCAAAAACAAGGCGUUGGUGUUCUCAUCACUGAAGGUUGGCAAUAUCAAACCAGUGACGUCUCACUAGAUGGCGCUCAUGAAGUAUCUGCUGACGCCGUGAUCUACAAUACAAAGGGAAAUCUGAAGGAUGCCACCGAAAAGUCGACGCUGAAACUAGUCUUAGCUCACCGGAGCGCAGUUCAAAUACCUUCCCCAAGACGUAUCAGGGCGGUGAUCUUUAGAGACGAUUUUAAUAUAUUCAACAAAGCGAGCUGGCGAUACGAAGUCACAAUGUCUGGUGGAUUUAAUGGUGAGUUUGAAGUGUACACAAAUGACCCUAAAAAUGUGUACACGCAUGAUGGACAUCUGUACAUUAGACCAAUCCCAACAGUGAGUGAUUCAAGAUUUGAUGACAACUUUCUUCACACUGGACAUAUGGACUUGAAAACUAUCUUUGGGGAAUGCACACAGUCCGGAAAUAAUGGCUGUAGUAGAACUGGCGGAAGUGAGAUCCUCCCACCUAUCAUGUCCGGUAAAAUCAAAAGUGUUCCCACACUGAGAUUCGGUACAUUGGAGGUCCGAGCAAGGAUUCCCAGUGGUGACUGGCUGUGGUCAGCUAUAUGGAUGGUGCCUACCGAUCGUGUGUACGGAGCGUGGCCGAGAUCUGGCGAGAUCGAUAUCAUGGAAUCCAAAGGUAACCCUGGUGCUUCGGGUGUUGGUAAAGUGACCAGCACAUUGAACUGGGGCCCUUCUGCUGACCAAAACAGAAAGAGCACCACACACGGAGAAAAGCACGCCGCCAACUGGCACACUCAGUUCCACACGUGGCGCUUGGAGUGGACUCCAGACCAUAUACUGACGUUUGUGGACAACCAACAGAUAAUGUCAGUUGUUCCUCCUGAUGGAGGCUUUUGGCAGAAGGGUGGUUUUUCCGGAACAAAUCUUUGGUCUACCGGAAGUAAAAUAGCGCCAUUCGAUCAGGAUUUUUUGCUUAUUUUCAACGUGGCUGUAGGAGCCACAGACGGCUAUUUCCCGGAUGGCAACCACUAUGGCAAUGUGACUAAACCAUGGGACAACCACUCGCCACACCCAAUGUUGGAUUUCUGGAAGGCCCAGAGCGCCUGGCUUCCUACAUGGCAGGGAGAGAACGCAGCUUUAGUCAUUGACUGGGUGGAGUUUAAAACUUUAUAGUGUUAAGAGAGAGUGAGAUAAAGGAUUUAGAGAUAGAUAGAUAGAUAGAUAGAUAGAUAGAUAGAUAGAUAGAUAGAGAGAGAGAGAGAGAGAGAGAGAGAGAAAGAG